Labrus bergylta (ballan wrasse) is the source of this 3107-nucleotide messenger RNA. It is a transcript of the gene plpp4, whose product is annotated as phospholipid phosphatase 4. Gene Ontology annotation, molecular function: phosphatidate phosphatase activity. The record is from RefSeq and is a predicted model, not a curated record. NCBI's taxonomy places the organism in Eukaryota, Metazoa, Chordata, Actinopteri, Labriformes, Labridae. Gene Ontology annotation, biological process: phospholipid metabolic process; phospholipid dephosphorylation.
UCUCUCUCUCUCGCUCUGAGUAAUUGAGGAGGAGGAGGAGGAGACCUUCAGUCUGAAGAGGAGCACAGCCUCGGCAGUAACACAGACCUCCUGAGGAGUCAGAGGAGCCGGGGAGGGGAGCAGCGGAGGAGAGCAGCGGGAGAGACGGCUUCAGGUGACCGAGCGGAGAUGGAGGCGCGCGGCGUGUGUGGUUAAGGAGCCCCGCUGUUGGAUUACCUGAGAGUGAGCGACCUCGAGAAGCAGAUAGGAUCCUCGUCAGUCCGUGUUCACCUGUGGGAUUAUUACCUGAGCACCAUGAACGUGUCUCCUCCGGAGCGCAGGAAAAACAUGCGCGAGCUCGCUCUGGAGAUCGGCAUCCGAGUUCUGCUCUUCGGAGUUUUUGUAUUCACGGAGUUCCUGGAGCCCUUUGAGAGAGUGAUUCAGCCCGAGGAGCUGUGGCUCUACAGGAACCCUCUGGUGGAGUCAGAUCACAUCCCAAAGAGGGUCAUGUUUGCCAUCUCCUUCCUCACGCCGCUGGCCGUCAUCUUCGUGGUCAAGAUCAUCCAGAGGACGGACCGCACCGAGAUCAAGGAGGCCUGCUUAGCUGUGUCUCUGGCGCUCGCUCUGAACGGAGUCUUCACAAACACCAUCAAGCUGAUCGUUGGCAGACCCAGGCCGGAUUAUUUCCAGCGUUGUUUCCCGGAUGGACAAGUGAACGCCAAGAUGCUUUGCACUGGGGAGCCAGAUCUGGUCUCUGAGGGACGCAAGAGUUUCCCCAGCAGCCACUCCUCCUUUGCGUUCUCUGGUCUGGGCUUCACCUCCUUCUACCUGGCGGGAAAGCUGCAGUGUUUCACGGAUCAGGGACGGGGGCGGAGCUGGCGUCUGUGUGCCAUGGUGCUUCCUCUCUACAGCGCCAUGAUGAUCGCUCUGUCCCGCACCUGCGACUACAAACACCACUGGCAAGACGCCGUCGUCGGGGGAGUGAUCGGCCUGUUGUUUGCGUACGUCUGUUAUCGGCAGCACUACCCCCCCUUCCUGCACUCGGACUGCCACCUGCCUUACGCCAGUCUGCCCGCCGGCCCCCACACGCCCCCCCACCACCAGGAUGACCCGCAGCCUACCGACAACGCCACCAGCCUCCCCCUGGAGGGUCUGACUGAAGGGCCCGUAUGACUAGUGGACCCCGAGAAGACCCCCCCACACACCCUGACCAAACCAGCGAGUCCCCCUCCCCCUACAAGUGACGGACUCGUUUACAUUCCAGUGGACAGAAGCACGACUCAUCAUCUCCAUCAUUCCUCUCUUUGUUCCUUUGUUUUGUUCUGAUGAAAUUGUGAUGAGAAAAAUACUGGACGCCAGCGCCGAGAGGAAAAACACGUGAGACACCCGAGAGACGACCGACUGACGAUGAACAUUUCCUGAUAGACUUUCAUUUCAAAUGUCUGAGGAAGUGUAUAUACUGUUCAUCUGUCAAAGGAUUUGAAAUAAAUCCCAUGAAAUGUCACAGCAAUCAUUCAGCCAAUCAACACGCUGUACUCUUCACACUGUAAACCACAACAGGAAGUGAGGACAAACGGUGCAGUAAUGUGUGCUUCAGAGGAUAUCAGUGAGUUUGUUAAACUCAAGGACUUGUCUCAAUUCAAAAGUCCUCUUGCUCUUCAUUAUGUUCUGGUUGUCAUAGCAACACAGUCUUAUACAUAAAACCAAUGUUGUAGAGAAGCACUGAUUCAUUACAAGGACUGUCUCCAGUUUCACACAUUCAGCCGUUCUCCACUUUCCUAUCGGUCGUAUUCAUCCGUCUCCUCUUUCUCUUUUAAUGAACACUAAACUCUUAUCUUAUCUUAUCUUAUCUUACUCUUAUCCGCCCAAUCCAAAUCUCCACUCUGAAAGACUUUGAGGUGAUUUCUUACUGAAGGCCGGCGACACUAAGAAGUGAUCUGCUGCAUCUGAAGGUCUAAGCAUGUAGCUCGGAUGACAGCAACGCACAGAGAGGCUGUUUGCGCUGCAGCUCAGUUAGGGGAGCAUUUAACCCUUUGUGUGUGUUUGUGAAUCAGACGCUGACCUAUGAUGGAUUUGAAAAGGUUAAGUGGUGCAAAUGCAACGUCAUGUUUAGUGAGUCAGACUCUGACUGAAACAUUAGCGACUGUGUGAGAGCUUUGAUGAGGACUACAACACAAACUUAGGCACUUUCUGAGUUUCCUUUGGGACUUACCCAGAAUCCCACAGUUACCCUCUGAAUGACCUUUGACCCCUGUUCCUACAGGAUGUGGACAUAAAGCUCCACAUCAGUAACAGGUGUGAGGUGUGCAUGUGGAGGAGGGAGAGAGAUCGUGCAUUAAUCCUCAUUAAGAGAGGUCAGACCUGAAGUUUAUGAGCACAUUAGGAGUGAACGAGGAACAGCGCUACAAAUAUCUGUCGACACACUGCAGCCCCACAAAUCCACCAAUCAGGAGGCCUGAGCCUGGAAAAGAGGGUCAGAUGUAUUAAUGAUCCUUAAUUCAUCAAUUUAUUUAAUUUAACAACAUCCUGAUGAGACGAAAAAACACCAAAGAUUUGAAGCUUCUUCUUCUGUUGCUUUAUUCCCAGAGCACUUUGUAGCCUCUUCCAUGAUUUUUGUAGAAAUUAUGGUUUAUUUGGUUGCCGUGGUUACUGGGUCUGUUUGCCAUUGCUGUGACAUUAUUGGGAAGGUGCACGCUGCGUUUAUCUCUAACCCGACCCAGCUGCAGAAAAAGGAAAACAGAAUAUUUAUUUUGCACAGAAACAUGAAAAACAGGAGAUAAAAAAGCAGAACGGAGUGACAUGACAAAAACAAAUGUGGAAGGUUAUACAUUUUAUUUUUCUGUAAGUCAGCUAAACGAGCAUCUGUGUGCAUGUGUCCGUCUUUACCGUUACAUUUAUUUAUUGUAGUAAGGAUCUGUUAAAUCUGCUGCAGCCUUCACUGAGGCAGUUUGUCUCUGUUCAAAUGAUUUUCAUCCAUUUUUAUUCAAAUCAGACGCAACGAUGACAUCACUCAUGCAACCCAUCGGCAGCUUCUUUAACAAUGUAUGUGUGUGUGUGUGUGUGUGUGUGUGUAGGUUGUGUGUGUGUGUGUGUGUGUAUGUAGGUUGUGUCUGUGUGUGUGUGUGUGU